This is a messenger RNA of Chlorocebus sabaeus (green monkey), 1324 nucleotides long. NCBI's taxonomy places the organism in Eukaryota, Metazoa, Chordata, Mammalia, Primates, Cercopithecidae. The record is from RefSeq and is a predicted model, not a curated record.
AUGUCAUUUGUUGACUCUUCUACCAAGGACGAGUUGGGGGAAGGCGAGCCCUUUGACCCCACGUUUGUGCUGAGUCGCGCAGUGUCCAACAUUAUCUGUUCCGUGCUCUUCGGCAGCUGCUUCCACUACGAUGAUGAGCGUCUGCUCACCGUUAUCCGCCUUAUCAAUGACAACUUCCAAAUCAUGAGCAGCCCCUGGGGCGAGUUGUACAACAUCUUCCCGAGCCUCCUGGACUGGGUGCCCGGGCCGCACCAACGCAUCUUCCAGAACUUCAAGCGCCUGAGAGACCUCAUCGCCCACAGCGUCCACGACCACCAGGCCUCUCUAGACCCCAGAUCUCCCCGGGACUUCAUCGACUGCUUCCUCACCAAGAUGGCAGAGGAGGAGGACCCGCUGAGCCACUUCCACAUGGAUACCCUAUUGAUGACCACACAUAACCUGCUCUUUGGCAGCACCGAGACGGUGGGCACCACGCUGCGCCACGCCUUCCUGGCACUCAUGAAGUACCCGAAAGUUCAAGCCCGCGUGCAGGAGGAGAUCGACCUCGCAGUGGGACUCCCGCGACUGCCAGCGGCGCUGGAAGACCGCACCACCAUGCCUUACACAGACCCGGUGAUCCACCAGGUGCAGCGCUUUGCAGACAUCAUCCCCAUGAACUUGCCGCACCGCCUCACUCAGGACACAGCCUUUCGCGGCUUCCUGAUACCCAAGGGCACCGAUAUCAUCACCCUCCUUAACACCGUCCACUACGACCCCAGCCAGUUCCUGACGCCCCAGGAGUUCAACCCCGCGUUUUUGGAUGCCAAUCAGUCCUUCAAGAAGAGCCCAGCCUUUAUGCCCUUCUCAGCUGGGCGCUGUCUGUGCCUGGGCGAGUCGCUGGCGCGCAUGGCUCUUUACCUCACCGCCAUCCUGCAGAGCUUCUCGCUGCAGCCGCUGGGUGCGCCCGAGGACAUCGACCUGACCCCGCUCAGCUCAGGUCCUGGCAAUUUGCCAAGGCCUUUCCAGCUGUGCCUGCUCCCAUGCUAAUGCCCCGGCCUUUCCAGAUUAGCCUGUGGGUGAUGAGGCCCAUCCAUGUGGGUUGCUCCGUCUCCUUCUUGGUCCACAGUCUGCCCCCGUCCCUCUGGCAGUCACGCUGUCUUCCCUACACGCUGUGCCUGCCACGUGCCCAUCCCCCAUCUCUCCAAUCUGUACCCGGUCUGCAGGGCAGAGGGAGAUGUGUGGAAGAUGUGUACCCACAGAGCUUGUUCUAUGGCACGCCCUUUUCUAGGCUUUUCAUAUCAUUUCUUAGUACAUUUGUAAUAGAUUCAAACCAGUCUUGGCUGAA